UUUUCUUAUAAAUUCUUCCUCUGGAACCAGUAUAUUACACUGGUUUUACCUUUUCAAACUGCUAACAGUAAUGGUCCAUUACUUUAUGUCGGUUGGGUGACUCUCUGUUUGCAUGACAUGAAACAUGACACUUCAAUAUAGGUCUUCUAUGCUUAUUUCUAUUAAUACAUAGUAUUAUUAAUAUCAUCUAUAGUAUUAUUUAUGCUCUAAACUCCUGUAUUUUUUGGAAAAACAUUUGGUUAAACAUUUUUUAAAUCUUCAUAUCCACUUCAUCUAUUGGCAUUUAAACCGUAGAAUUAAAACAUUUCAGCUAAUAGGUUUAUCAAUGUAAGCGGUAGAAGAUGGAUGGAUGCUAAUCUUUUUAUAUUUUUGUUAUUUAAGUUUAUUAUUUGCAGGCUCGUUUUUUUUCCUUAUUUUUAUUAGGCAUGAGUGCAUUGCAAAUAUGAUUUCAUUCUUAACGUAUUUUAAGUUAAAAUAAAAGGGUUGAACUGGUUUCUUUUAUUAAGGAAUAAUCAUCAGUGUGGUCAUUAAUGUCGUCAGUAAUCUGUUGGUUAAACUGGAAGAGCUCUAAUAUGGAAAGUCAUGCUAAUGUGCUGCUGACUUAAAGCCAUUUGGGGUAUAAAUAAGGCACAUUUCAAUACUCAAUCAAUAUUUGCAACAUUGUCAUUCAAACAAAAACAGAAGAACGUGAAAAACACAAGCAGAUAUGUCUUCAUUAAUGUGGUUCAUUCUGAUUUUUUCAGUGUUCUCCAUACUUUCCUGCAAACAAACCUCUCUAAAAUGCCACCAUGGCUGGUCUCAGUUUGGAUCACGCUGCUUCAGGAUCUUUAAAACUGCAACAAGCUGGGAUGAUGCAGAGCAAAAUUGUGUGAUUAUGGGAGGCCAUCUUGCAUCUGUGCACAACAAAGCAGAGUACAUGUUCAUCCAGGCUUUAGUCCAAAAUGCCCUUAAUUCAAAUGCACAAACAUGGUUAGGUGCCAGUGAUGUACAGCAGGAAGGAGUGUGGAAGUGGACCGAUGGGUCAGCAUUCGAUUACACAAACUGGGCUGGAGGACAACCUGAUAAUAAAAAUAAAAUGGAGAACUGUUUAAUGAUGAAUUAUCAAGCUUGUUGGAAUGACGCAGUCUGCACGUGCCUGAGACCAUCAGCAUGUGCUAAGGCAGCCAUCCCAGCUAAGACCGUUUCAGUGCUAAAAUUAAAAAUAGCUUCAAAGACAAACCUCCUGGAAUCUGACAUUGAAGCCCUUGUACAGCAGGUCAAACAGAGCCUGAUAGACAGUGGAAUGCCAGCCAGUGCUACACUUCGCUUGCAAAGCAUUUACAAUCCUUGUAAAUGUUGAAAUAUUAUUAGAGCUUGAAAUUCAUAAUAAGGAAUAUGACAAUAACAACAGACACAUGUGCUAAACAGUAUAGUCAAAAGUUUUUGGAAACCUAGCUAUAACACCCAUGUAAGAUUGUUUGCUGUUGUGAUAGCUUUCACGCUUUUGGGAUUCCAUUAAUUUUGGAGUGUGGCAAUGGGGAUUUAUUCGGUCAGCCAAAAGAGCAUUAAUAUGGUCAGGCCCUGAUGUUGGGAGAGGAGGCCUGGGGCUUAAUCAGUUCAUCCCAAAUGUGUUCAGUGGUGCUGAGAUUAGAGCUCUGUGCUGAACAUUCGGGUUCUUCCACUCCUGCAAACCAUGUCUUCAUGGCGUUCACUUUAUGUAGAGGGACAUCGUUAUCUUGAAACCGGUUUGUUCCUCCUAGUUACAGUGCAGGAAAACUGUAAGUAUAGAGCAUAAAAAAAAGUCAUCGUUGUUUGCCUAUAACUUUGUAGCAACAGUUCUGGGAUGAUAACACAUAUGGGUGUGUUGGUCAGGUGUCCACAAACCUUUGGACAUGUUGUAUAAGAAAUUCAUGCUGAAAUAAAUUAAAUAAAAAAACUUACUUUUUUCUCUUUUGUAACUACCUGCAAAUGACUCCUGGGCACAUUAUGAUCUCAGGAAGAUUAAUCCUUGCCAUAUAUACAAUGAUUGUUAAAACUUUUUGCCUAAUAAUGUUUUGAUACAUUAUUUCAGAACGAAUUAAAUCCAAUAUCAGCUGUAAACACCAUGAUAGUAGACUAUGUCUCUAUACUUCAUAGAUAGGGUUAGGGAGCUAUAUGAAUUUCAUACACACACAGAAAUAUCAUUAAUCUGUGUUUGAAAAUUGUUCCAAUCCAAAAAACUUUUCUUCUCUUUCUUUUUUUUUGUAUGUGCUUGUCCUUUAUUUAGCACUUAAUAACUAUCAGGGUACUUCAGAGUACCUCUCACUCUAAAACCAGUUGACCAGUUCAGAUUUAAGGUGUGUGCAGAAGAACCAGAGUAGAGAAGCAGAAGAGGAGAAAAAGGCACAUGCAUUUGCCAUAUAUUUUUACAUAUUGAUCAUUAAUAUUUAGAUUGUGGAAUUGAUUAUUUUAUUUGAACAUUUGACACAAAAUGAACUCUAUUAAAAUGUACGCUAAUGUUGUGAAAAAUGACACAUGAGCUGUUCAGAUCUGAUAGUGUUGUAAAGAAUAAUCACAAGUAUGAGGUUUUGGUUUAUAAUAUUUAAUACAUGUUUAUAUAGUGUUGUAACUAAUCAAAGCAUCGCUGGAUUAAAUACAUAUAUGUGAUUGACUUUCUAUAGCAGGCCUUUAUGAUAAUGAUAUGGUAGCCAGACUGAAGCUGUUCCUGAUUUAAAGGCAUUUAAAGUCAGAACCCAAAGGGCUCAAGUAGUGUGUAAAGCUCACUGAGACUUGCCCCAGAAGAUAACUGUUAUAUAUUUCAAAUAUAUUUCAAGGUUGGGAGGCAUCACUAGCAACAGAUACGCUCAGCAAGAAUGCAACAAUCUGUGCAUGUAUAAAGGUGUCAGACCAACUGAAUAAAAUCUCUGUCAUGUUAGUCUAAAAAAGAAAGCUGCUUACACAAAAUUUAUUCUCCAAAUAUCCAAAAAAAGAGAGAGCUCGUUUAGUAGAUAUAAAAUAAAGCAUCAACGAUCAAUGAUUAGAAAAAAUCCUUUAACGCAAGUAGCCCACCAGCAUGUACACUCUGUGUUACGGUUGGGGUAAAUAUUUGGCAGUAUUAUAAGCGAGACCACAUCCUGUUUUUUUCUGACAAAAAAAUUUAUGACAAUUACUGACUUGGUACAUGAUCAGCUGAGAUGCCAAGUCACUGGUCCUACUAGUGAUUCAUUUACUUUAAUUAUUUACAUUUUUUCUGUAACUGACUGAAAAUAUCUCCAUGGCUAAUUUGCAUUUUUAAGCCAUGCCAUACAUUAAGUCAUGG
Tachysurus fulvidraco (yellow catfish) is the source of this 3277-nucleotide messenger RNA. RefSeq names its product galactose-specific lectin nattectin-like. The record is from RefSeq and is a predicted model, not a curated record. The transcript has 10 exons. Bases 707 to 1339 code for a protein of 210 amino acids. Gene Ontology annotation, molecular function: signaling receptor activity. NCBI's taxonomy places the organism in Eukaryota, Metazoa, Chordata, Actinopteri, Siluriformes, Bagridae.